This is a messenger RNA of Bufo gargarizans (Asiatic toad), 915 nucleotides long. RefSeq names its product small nuclear ribonucleoprotein polypeptide B2 (gene SNRPB2). Gene Ontology annotation, cellular component: U1 snRNP. The record is from RefSeq and is a predicted model, not a curated record. The transcript has 7 exons. The coding region runs from base 86 to 760 and encodes 224 amino acids. Gene Ontology annotation, biological process: mRNA splicing, via spliceosome. Lineage: Eukaryota; Metazoa; Chordata; Amphibia; Anura; Bufonidae. Gene Ontology annotation, molecular function: U1 snRNA binding.
UGGGAGGGAAGUGAAGCGGUGUGACGUCAGCACGUUGCCGUAAAGCGCCUGGCAGUGUCUACACGUAUUACAGACCAUUAGCACAAUGGAUAUCCGGCCAAAUCACACGGUUUACAUCAACAACUUGAACGAUAAAGUUAAGAAGGAAGAACUGAAGAGAUCUCUGUAUGCGCUGUUCUCACAGUUCGGCCAUGUCAUGGAUAUUGUGGCUUUAAAGACCAUAAAGAUGAGGGGGCAAGCCUUUGUCGUUUUCAAGGAGCUGAGUUCAUCCACCAAUGCCUUGCGGCAGUUGCAAGGGUUUCCUUUUUACGAUAAGCCUAUGCGCAUUCAGUAUGCAAAGACGGAUUCUGAUCUGGUAGCCAAAAUGCGAGGAACCUUUGGCGACAAGGAGAAGAAGAAAGACAAGAAAAAGAACAAACUUCAAGAACAAGCAGCUAAUGCUGCAAACAAGAGGCCAGCACAGACUCUAGAAACCGAGAACGCACCCCCUGGAGGAGCCCAGAAUCAACAGGUGCCUGAUAAUCCACCAAAUUACAUCCUUUUCUUGAAUAACCUACCUGAAGAAACCAAUGAGAUGAUGCUUUCAAUGUUGUUUAAUCAGUUUCCUGGCUUCAAAGAAGUCCGUCUGGUUCCUGGGAGGCAUGAUAUUGCCUUUGUAGAGUUUGAAAACGAGAACCAGGCAGGGUCGGCACGAGAUGCACUUCAAGGAUUUAAGAUUACACCAUCUCAUGCUAUGAAGAUCACAUACGCUAAGAAGUGAAAACGAUUGACUUUGCUGGACUUAUUUAUAACUUUUUUUUGUAUCGUCUUCACAAGGAAUGUGCUGUUUUCGGUUCAGAUCCAGAAGUACGGGAGAAGUGAUGUCUUUGGCGUCCAUUCAGAUUCUAAUUUUGUACAAAUAAAUGUUUGUUUUAA